Molecule: messenger RNA, 1091 nt
Organism: Acanthoscelides obtectus
Lineage: Eukaryota; Metazoa; Arthropoda; Insecta; Coleoptera; Chrysomelidae
Source: the annotation of a GenBank genome assembly
GUUAUGCUGAUUUUGAGUUUUUGCUGCAGAAAAUUUUACCAAUGAUUUCCAAGCAUGAUACCGACUUCAGAAAAGCUAUACCAGCUAAAUUUCGUCUUGCCAUAACGCUACGAUUUUUAGCAUCUGGUGAUUCUUACAAAAGCCUACACUACUUGUUUAAAGUAUCUGUCCCUAUGAUAUCAAAAAUCAUUCGUGAAGUUUGCCAAGCUCUUAAUGAAGUUUUAAAGGAUCAAGUUAACAUGCCCACCACAGCAGAAGAAUGGCUUAAAAUAGAAAAAGGAUUCAGGACCAAAUUUCUACAUUCCAUAGGUUCAUUGGAUGGCAAGCAUAUAGUCAUACACAGCCCAUCUCAUAGUGGAACAGAGUAUUUCAAUUACAAGAAAACUUUUAGCAUUGUCCUUUUGGCAUUAGUGGAUAGCCAACAUAAAUUUAUAUUCGCAGACAUAGGGAGUCAAGGAAGAAUAAGUGAUGGUGGAGUUUUUAACAAUUCGUUAUUAUGGCAAAAAAUCUCUAAUAACGAAAUAAAUUUUCCCUCGUCAUGUCCACUUCCAGGAUCGAAUAUAAAUGUGUCUUACAUAUUUUUAGCUGACGGUGAUUUUGCAUUGAGUAAACAUGUAAUGAAGCCCUACCCUGGAAACCAUGACGUCGGUUCACCAAAAAGAUUAUUUAACCAAAACUAAUCCCGCUCCCGAGUUGUAGUAGAAAAUACGUUUGGAAUUUUAAUUUCAGUGUUCAGAAUUUUUAGACGCCCUAUGGACUUAGAUCCACAAACUGUGUCGAAACUUACGAUGACUUGUGUAUUGCUACAUAACUAUUUGAGAACAAGUAAAAGUUCCUCAAAUCGAUAUACUCCUCAGGGAUCGUUUGACGUAUAUGAUAGUAGUGGAAAUAUGGUGACCCCUGGUUCGUGGCGAAAUGAAAUCAAUGGAUAUAAUGCAUUGCAAAAUUUGCCUUAUGUACCACGAAGAUCUCCGCUGAAUGCCAGACAAAUCAGAGACGAAUUUACUUCGUAUUUUAGUAGAAAUUUCUAAGUUCAUGAAAAUUAAAAAUAAAAUUAUAAAUAAAUGUGGUUUCAUUGAUUUAAAAUAAAC